Messenger RNA from Monoraphidium neglectum, 396 nucleotides. RefSeq lists its product as hypothetical. Lineage: Eukaryota; Viridiplantae; Chlorophyta; Chlorophyceae; Sphaeropleales; Selenastraceae. The record is from RefSeq and is a predicted model, not a curated record. Bases 1 to 396 code for a protein of 131 amino acids. The transcript is spliced from 3 exons.
AUGGUCGCAACUCUAGCACAACCGCUGGGCACCUUCGGUGCCCAGCAGUUCUCCUUCUCCCUCGUGUUCGGCCUGCCCGACGAGCCGUGCCGCGCCCAGAUACUCAAACAGUAUGCAAAGCAGCUGCCAGAGGGCGACAUCGGCCGGCUGGCGGCGGGGACGGACGGCUUUUCAGGGCGUGAUUUGAGAGACAUCUGCGAGCAGGCGGAGCGCCGCUGGGCUUCCAAGAUCAUCAGGGGGCAGGCGCCGGAUGACUCACUGCCCCCCAUCGAUGAGUACCUGGCAGCUGCCUCUGAGCGCACGGCAGCAAAGGCGCACGGCGGCGGCGGCGGCGGCUGGGGCCGCGGCGGGGUCGCGCCGCUGCGGCGGGGCGGGCCGGGGGCCGUUUUGAUGUGA